AAAGCAACCUGAUCCGGGAAUGCCUUGACAUUGGUGCAGAUUUGCCCAUGUUUCAAUCUGGGCUGGAAGCAGUAUGUCCAGCCCUGAAAUUGGGCUGUGUGCCACAGAUUGGGCAUUACAACAAUGGCCAGGACUACAAGCUGGCCCGGGUCCUCUCAGCGGUGCGUUUCAAUCGGGAGCCCCACGAGAAGAUCCCGCCCGAGGGCUUCGACCUCAUCAUGCGCCGUGAUGGGGUCAUGGAUGUCGAGGUGGUGCUAGCACUCUAUGACAUGCAGGACCUUCGGGACUGGCUCUACAAGAAGCAAUUGCCAUACUCGGUGAAUCUCCUCUUCCACCCCUGGCUCUUUGACCAGCUGCCUUACCGCAAGGAGGCAGAGGCUGAUGUUGAGGUGGCCAUUUUCGGUUCUUCGGGUGUCUUCCCGCUGGCUGAAGAGGAGGGCGGCCUUAUCAAGGGUUUCCGGAAGUUUCGGCAGUCGGUGUGGGUCAAGGACAAAGUCUACAUGUGCAUGGGCCCAGAUGCAGUCCGCUGCCGAAUUGAUCGGCACAGGCUGGUGUGCUCCUUUUGGUCCCUCUGCGUGCCAGCUGGCCAGGAGCGUGCCAUCGCCACCAAACAUGUGCUUCUCAACGAGAACGAGACGCAUAUGUGCCGCGAAGUGGCCGCCGCCUGCGCGGUGCUCUCGGAUGCCUCAAUCUCCAACAUCCUGCACCACCUGCAGAAGCUUCUCCAGUCGGUGCAGAAUGCCACUCACCGGCUCAGCCGCCUCAUGGGCCGCUGUGAGGGCGCCUUCGAUGGGAUCUGCCUGGAUGCCCGAGGUGACGGCACCAAUUGGAAUGCGGCGCCCUACAAGGGAGCCACGGAACCCAUGGAGGUGUGGGAGGAGCAGCUGAGUCUGUUGGACCGUACGGUGGAGAAGGGCCACUCCCCAGAGACCAGGCCUGCUCCGCUGCUCAGCGAGAUGCUUCGGAGACGAGUCUACGAGGAUCUCGGGCGGCGCAGGCGCAAGGGGAAGUUCCCACCGGAUGACGAAGAGACGAUCAACGUGGGCCAGAGAACCUUUCUCGCAGGCUGCUCAGAUGCAGAGCGUGCGCAAGCCGUGCACCGCGUGCUGAUUGAGUGCAUCCAAGACUUGGAGCGGCUCUCAGAGAGCAACGCGGAGCUCUUGUCCGUGGAAGGCGUGACCGUCUGACUCCCCGGGUGAGGAAGUGUUGCGACACGGGUAGGGCGAAGCGAAAUGUCAGUGUUCCCUCAGUGCUGAUCCUGAACA
Molecule: messenger RNA, 1265 nt
Organism: Effrenium voratum
Lineage: Eukaryota; Dinophyceae; Suessiales; Symbiodiniaceae
Source: the annotation of a GenBank genome assembly